CGGUCCACACGACCACACUGCAUGCUGCGCAGACAGGCUACCCAACCCCGCUCACGUCUCCUCGUCCCCAGCCUCUGCCACAACGCGCGCAAGGAUGUCCACGCGUCGCCACGGCCAUGCGCUGCUGCUCGCUGCGCUCCUCGCGUCCGCGCUCGCCGCGGCCAGCCCGCAGCCGGCGUCGCCGGGCAGCUACGACGACUACAUGUCCGGACAGGUGCACGUCAGCAAGGCCAUGAUCGCGCUCCUCGCCGCCGUCAUCGCGGUCUUCGUCUUCAUCGCCUUCUCCACCAUCUACCUCCGCCACUGCACCGGCCACGACGUCAGGCCGGACGACGACCGUGCCAUCCCCAAUUUCGAUGCCUUGCUCUUGCGGUCGCAGAGGCAGCGGUUGCCGCGCGGGCUCGACGCCGAGGUGAUCGAGACGUUCCCCACCAUGAAGUACGCCGAGGCCAAGGCUCUGCGGGUGGGGAAGGGGGGCGCGCUCGAGUGCGCGGUGUGCCUUAGCGAGUUCGAGGACGAGGAGCGGCUCAGGCUCCUGCCCAAGUGCAGCCACGCCUUCCACCCGGAUUGCAUCGGCGAGUGGCUCGCCAGCCACGUGACCUGCCCCGUCUGCCGCAGCAACCUAGACCCUAACAAGGAUACCAGUAGUGACGACGAGCCGAGUUUCCCGGCGCCACCACAAGCGAACAGCAUCUCCAGUGAAAUAGCCGUAGCACGGCAAGAUGACGGCGCGCAACCAGUGGCCAUGGUGAUCGACAUGAUCACUGAGGAGGAGGAGGAGGAACGGAGGAAGGAGGAGAUGGAGAUGCAGCAGAUAGGGAGCCAGCGGCGAGCCAUGCGGUCGCUGUCGGGGCGCCGGCCGGUGACGACGCAGCUCACGCGGUCGAACUCCACGGGCCACUCCCUCGCCGUCCGGCUCGACCGCGACCUGGAGCGGUUCACGCUUCGGCUGCCAGAUCACGUGCGCAGAGAGAUGGUUGCCGCAGGGGAGCACAACUUGCAACUGCGUCGCCGGCGAAGGACCGGGGAGGGAAGCAGCCGCGGCGGCCGUAGCGCACCCCUCGGGCGUUUGGGCAGAUGGCAGUCGCUUCUUGAGAGAACGUUCUCCGGGAAACUGUCGUUCUUCUCGGCGUCAAGAACCGCGGACAGCUCCGACGAGCGUGACAAGGAAGCGCGUGGCCGCCAUUGAUGUCGCCAACGCUCCUGCCAAGGGGAGCCUCCGCCUUGACCGCAUUGGCGGCAGCCCAUCCGAUGCCAAAGCUGGAACUGUGACGCACGAGGCGGCGGCGGACCAGGAGAAAGCAGUUACCCAGCAGGUUCGGACGUAGAAUGGCAACAGAAGAUUUGAACGUAGAACCUUGAAAGUGAUCUUCUUUCACACACAGAAGAAGUGGACUUUUUGGUCUGUGGGCAACUGGGUUCUGAUCUUGUCCUGUAAUCAACGUGGCAGUGCUCGAAAUUCCGUUGAAAAACUUAGGACCUGUUAGGCAACCCUGCA
Molecule: messenger RNA, 1498 nt
Organism: Phragmites australis (common reed)
Lineage: Eukaryota; Viridiplantae; Streptophyta; Magnoliopsida; Poales; Poaceae
Product: E3 ubiquitin-protein ligase ATL31-like
Exons: 1
Coding region: 95-1189 (364 amino acids)
Source: RefSeq, a predicted model, not a curated record